This is a messenger RNA of Macrosteles quadrilineatus (aster leafhopper), 1781 nucleotides long. RefSeq lists its product as uncharacterized. Lineage: Eukaryota; Metazoa; Arthropoda; Insecta; Hemiptera; Cicadellidae. The record is from RefSeq and is a predicted model, not a curated record. The transcript has 6 exons. Bases 174 to 1766 code for a protein of 530 amino acids.
CAAUUUUAAAAAUAGGUUAAUUUUCAGUAAAUCGUGUAACUUAUGCCAUUUUCAACCAGAAACUUUCAAAUUAUAAACUAGUUAUUGAACCCUUAAAAUGAAAUACGUGUUUUAAAUCGAGUUUUUCGAGGACUUGUCGGAUUGUAGAGAAAAGUAAAUUCGCUGUUGAGGUGAUGGAUCUUCCGAUGUCCCCAGAAAGAAGCAAAGUUUUAUCUGACAUUGAGCGAUCAAUUCAGAAUGCCCUGGCGUUAUUCAACACUAAAGAUCUUGAUUUGGGAAUCGACCAACCCUACGUCAUCGAUGACCCCAUAGUCUCCCUCCAUGACCCAAAAAAUGAGGAUCCGGAAAAACACCUUGAAACUUCAAAUUCUCGUAAAUCAAAAGAAGUUAAAAAUAUGUACACGCCAAGGAGUCACUUGAAUCAAGAUGAAAACCAACAGUUUUACGAUGCUCUUCCCUUCACUGAUACCAAAAUGUCGAAGGAGUCUAUUGAUCGUUGUUUUCUACAAGAUCCGGUUAAAAGCACAUUUGAAGAGAUGGACAACAUAAACAGUCAUAAAACUUUGAAUGUUAACGAUGUAGAGGUUAGCAAAAAGGAAGACUUUACCAUCCUCCAUGCGAUUCCAGAUGCAAUUGAAUUUGUAGCUAAAACUUCUGAUCUCCCUUCAGAAACACAAGGUGAAAAACAAAGCACAUCAUUGAACAAACCAUCAAAAAUUGCUGAUGUGGGAAAAGAUCAAAAUAUAACAAAAAAAGUAUCAGAAGAAAAAAAUCUAAACAAACCAGUUACACUGAAGAACGAUGUUCACCAAAGUUACAAAUCAGAAUACAACGAUAUGAGUGAUUACGGAAACGAACUGGAACACCCGAACCAGUUCCAUUACACUCUUCCGACCCACUCUUCCAAAUCUAAAGAGGUGGACAGGUUUCUAAACGGCCAUUAUCAACACACUUAUCUUCCUUUCGUCAUCGGUCAGUCAACGAACAAGAGUCACAACCUCUGGGUAAAUAUUCAAGAGGCGUUGUCACUGAUCAAAAACAACAUCCCGCAAACUAUUGAGAUCCAAAAUCUAUGCAAAGAGAGCGAUAAGGAUAGCGAACGGCCGUUGACAGUUUUGUCCAAGUUUUCGACGAAAAGUAAAAAGCCGCAUCAGUGUCCGGCUUUGAUGCAUGACGGUCUUUAUGAUAUUCCGGAGACGAGUCGGGAAACGGAAGAUGGCGCUAGGUGGGAAGACCAUCCGGAUUGCGUCCAGGCUAACUUGGAUCCGAACUUUUGUCGACCCAGAUGUUCUUGUGUUCCCCAGGGAACUCUCAGCUACAAGAAAGUGCUGCAGCAGAUCUUCCUGGGGGAAGACGCGACGGAGGGACCGACUGACCCAGUGGAUCAAGGAGAGUCGUACACUGGUGAGCUGAGGAAAGCCCUCAUCGCGUUCACCCAGGAGUUUGAAGAUUUAAACAACAAGUAUGACAGGUUACUAUCAGAUCCUGAGUCUUCAAAAGAAGAACUGCAACGACUGGAGGCGUAUCUGGAAACUAAAGAGGAGGAGAUCAGAAAAAUAAUAGCAAGGAUUAAUGAGGUGAAGGAACUGGGGGAGAAAUCUAGGGCAGAGUAUGGGAGAGGCGCUAGUCUGGAAGCGUACCGAAGCACUACGUCAGUGCAGCUGCGGCAGACAUUACGCAGAGUGCAGCAGUUCAAAGAAGACAUCCGCAGCAAGCCUACCACUCGUAACUGGAGCAGAACCUCUUGUGUCAAGAGUUUGUAUUAAAAUUAUACAACUCAC